GGUUGUUUGUAAACACGGUCAUUUCGGAAUCUUCUGAUAUAGAUGUCACGUUUCGUUCAAGAAAAGCUGAAAUAAUGUCUACAUUUUCCCUGGUUAAUGUCAAUGAUGUUUUACCGUAUCAGUAUCGAAUAGCCUUAGUCUCAGACUGGCCUAGGCCUAAGUUCUAAGCAUAAUUAAUGAUAAUUUAGCAUAAACUAAACUCAUCAAUAUCAUACUGGUAUUCUCAUUAAUUAAAAUUCAUAUUCUCAAGAUAUCAGUAUCAGUCACAGAUAUUAAAAAUCAUAUUUAAACUUAUAAUUAUAAGUUAAUUUUAAUUUUAACUUUACAUUAAUACCUAAUACUAAUAUUAUUACUAUUACUUAAUAAAUAAUAAUAAUACCAAAUUAGGUGAUAUUAAGGAGGGAUGCCAAGGCGUCUUUUGUGGGUUUAUUAUAGUUGCAGUGAAUUAGGGACUUAGGUUGAGGGAUCGAUUUAGGGUUCAGGUUAGGCAUAGGGCAUAGGGAUCGAUUUAUUUAGGGUUCAGGUUAGGCAUAGCGACAUAGGGAUCCAUUUAUGAUUUAGGGUUAGGGUUAGGCAUAGGGAUCGAUUUAGGGUUCAGUUUAGGCAUACAUAGGGAUCGAUUUAGGGAUACAUUCGUGAAAUUCGAUAAAAAUGUUGCAUUCGACUCGUCCUUAAAAAUUACCCCAAAUUAUUAUACUUCCAUAAUGUUUGAGUAUAGUAGUAGUAGUAAUAUUAAUUAGUUAAGUAAGAAUAUUACUCAGUCAUAGUCAGUUUCAGUUAGGCUCUACUAAACUAGUAGUUGCUAUUAGUAUUAGGAGGUAGUAGGCUCUACAAAGGACCAUUCAUAUCAUUGUCAUACUCGUAUUUUAGUUUAUUUUAAGUUAGUACAGUUAGUUAGUAAAGCCUACAGACCGCCAACGCCUAAUACUAGUGUGACUAGUAUUUGACUUCGGACUUAGGCUUAGGACUUAGUACUAGCCUACUGUCCUACUACUUUAAACUUUAACUUUACUUUGACUUUAGACUUUAGGCAUGAUUAAGCUUAUAUUACUACCAUCCAAAUUAUUUUUGAUUUAUUAAUUCAUAAUCAUUAAUAAUAAUCAAUCUGGUUCUGGUUGAAGUUGUAAUCAUGCCAUGUCCUCCAUGUCCAUGUGGUAGUAUAGUUUAGUAUAAUUAAUAUAAUAAUAGUAGUAUAUUCUAUACCAGGCCUGCCCAACUCAAAAUGUAAGGCGGGCCGUAAUACUUUAUUAAAAACUUGUGCGGGCCGUAAUACUUUAUGAAAAGCUUGUGCGGGCCGAAAGAUGAUUGGACAGGGGGAAAGCUAUUAAGAAAAUAAUAAUAAUAAAGAAUAUUUUGUUACUUCCCGGGCUGCCAAGUGGGUGCGGGCGGGCCACAUGCGGCCUGCGGGGUGUAUGUUGUGCAGGCCUGGUCUAUACUAUAGUCCAUGCCAUGUCACAACGGACGCAAAAUAAAAUUAAAGACAUUGAGUUGAUUUUGAUGUUUUUGAAUUAACGUUCAAAUAGGGCCUAUUAAAAUAAGACUAAGUAGUAAGCCUACUGUAGUCUACAUGUGUACUCAAAAUUUCUGUUUUGUGAUUCCAACUAAGUAUUAGACUACUAGUUGAAAUUAGGACUUAGAUAAAUUGUCUUCUUGAGUCUUGUUACUUAGUAAGAUCGAAUAUCAUUAUAUAGACAAUUUAUUAUUAUAUAGGGUAUGACCACGAAGGAUAAAAAUAUUUAUUUUCAGUGAGAGAAGAGCAAAUGGAUUGGAUUAUAUUUUCAUAGUAUGAUUUGUGUUUGUCAAAGUUUGGCUAAUUAGGCCUGACAUGAUUUAGAUAAGAGGAAAGAAAUUUUUCAGAUUAAAAGUCUAAAAAGUAUAAAAGUUAUUUUAAAAACUAUAAUAUUGUGUCUGAGUCUGUUUUAAUUAGUCCAACUCAACUUACUGGAUUUAGGGUUAGAAACAACAUAUAUGAUUUUGGAUCCAACCCAAAAUGGAAAAAAGUAGGCGGCAACCAUGGGCAAACCACUCUGUUCAACAAAAAUUUGGACAUACCCCAUAGUCUAUAGUAUAAUUCAAUUAGUAACUAGUAUAAGUAUGUAAAGUCAAAAGUACUAAAAAUGUGUGUCAUUGGAAAAAAUAGGCUUGUCUUAAUAAAUCCAGGCUUAAAUAACUUUUUUAGAAGUCAAGUUUUAAGUGUGCCUACAAAUUCAAUUAAUUAAUCUACAGAUGCCACCAUAAGGAAGAUGCACCCAAUUGUGUUAAGAAGAUUUAAACAGAUAAUUAAAUCUGUAAAAUGUAAGAACUUUUGACAGCUUUGAAUGCAUGUAUCCACGCCUAUGUAUGUGGCGUAUUUUACUAAUUUCUCAGUACAUCUAUCUCUUACUAAUAAUAAUAUUAGUUUUUUUUAACUAAUACUGUAAUUGCUGUCAUUUUAUUCUUUAUAAAUAUGAAUAACUUAAAGGCCUACAUUUACCACAUUACAAUGAUUUGGUUUUAUUUGUUAGACCCACGAUUUCUUCCGCAUCUGUCCAUUUGGCAUUUGUAUAGCAAUAACUAUAAGGCCAUCCAUAAUGACAUCACAAUUAUAUUGGCUGAUUUUUUUUUACCCCCCUCCCCCAUUGUCACACAAUUUAGACUCCGACAUAACACAUCAUCACAAAUGCCUGACCACUCUCCCACAUAGAUGUUUGACGCCAUUUACGGAUUGCCCCUAUGCUAUUUAAAUUAGUAUUAGUAUGCAUAUGGACUACAAUAAUAAAGGUUUUUAAAAGUUGAGAGGCUUCAGACCUAGUGGAAAAAAUAAACAAAAGAAUGGGCCUUCAAUUUGUCUGUAAUAAGCCCUGAAAUUACUUCAUUUAAUAAACAUAGCUGUCUUAUUAUAUCACUUCUACUCUAGACCGAGGUAAACCAACACUUAGUUACUGAAUAAAAAUGUAGAUUUGUAUACCAUCGAAAAAAAAAAAAAGGAAAGAAAAUUACGUUUACAUAAUGAAAUAUGUCGAUAAUUGAAUUUUUUUUACAAUUCAGUUUGAAAACUAUGAAAAUUAAAAUGAGUGAGAAAGACUGUGAACAUCCACAAAGCAGUUACAUUGUUGAGGAUGGAAAGAGAAACAUCCUGCCAUUACAUCUUCUUCGUAACCUCAAGUCAUUGGUUCGGGAUAAAUCUAUAACAGUUGCUCAGCAAAUAAUUGAGUCAGAAUCAAGCAAUCCUGUCUGUGAGGUUUUAACAUCUGAUUCAAAACAAACCGAUGAUCAAAGCAACCCAUGUACAGACGACAAUAAAAGUUCAUGUUUGAGUUUGUCUAAAAGUGACUGUGAAUGUGCAAGGCCAGCCAUUCAGUACGCUAGUCAGGACGUAAUAGAUAAUGGUAAUAAUUAUAUUUCAUGACAAAUUAUUUCACACCCCUAUCUGCCGCCACUGUCGCCUGGCUAUUCAUUAACAACAUUUUAUCUUUUUUUGUUAGUGUCAAGACAAGUUUAUAUUAAGGGAGAUGAUGCCAAACCAAUAAAACAGGUACAAAUUUUUACCCCCAACCCCCUAAAAAACACAACAAAUUUAACUCAGUCUUUAAAAAGUAUCUAUAGGUAUCCUCACUUGAUAUUUAGCAUUACUUCAUUUGUUUUAUGUCAUUAUCAAAUUCUAAAACAGUUUUUGUUAUUGAAUUAUCUGUGCCCAUAAUUCAUUUAUUUAACACACUCAAAUUAAUGAAAAUACAAGGGUUAUAUUCUAACUUUCACGAUUUUCUUUACAGUCCAACAAUAUUGGUAAUGCAAGUUAUUUAAACAUUAUAGUCAAUGAUCUUUGUCAUUGCUCCAUUUUUUUUUUGGUCUCGUGCUACUAAUUCGUUAUGUUACCUUUAACCAAGGAUUCUAAUAACAACAGCCAUGCGGACAGAGAGCGUCAGGGAAGGAUAAGAAAGGCCGGCGAGAUUUCAGGUCUUCCAGAGAAGAAAAGGAAGAGACCAAAUUUUUUUGUGGCUGUUCAGAUCACUGAUGCUGAGGUAUUUAAUGUAUUUGUAAUCUGGUAUAAAGAAAAGAUGAUGUGCUGCAACAUCAAGAAAAUAUCUGAAUAAUAUAGAACAUUGGCUUUCAACAUGUCUGUCAUGGCACACUGGUGUGCUGCCAAAGUACACGGGUGUGUUGCAAGAUUUAAAAAAAAUACAGGAAUAAAAAUCCAAGUAAAAUAGUUAUUAGUGGGCAUUUUAGUUUUAAAAAAUUGGAUUCAAAUGUCUUAAUUCCUUUAAUAUCAUCUAAUAAUAAUUUUCUCUGAGCAGAAAGGUAUUCAUUUGCCUCAUCUCAGAAUGUGCCUAUUGUAAUUAAAAUUAAACACUGGGGCUUAAAAAAAAACCUGUCAAUUUUGAGUUUCUAGAAUUUUCAAAUUUAAGGAAAAUGCCCCAAACUGCAGGUCCCAAAAACACCACUGAUGUAGGGUGAUAAACGUUAAAUAAUCUCUUCAAAUAUAUUAUUGAACAAUUCCAGAUCCACAGUGCAGCCAAAUUGGUGCAGUCAGCCAUUCAAGACAGCUGCAAAUGUGAUAUCCAAGCUGCCGUUGUCGGGUCAGAAAAAUUUCACAUCACCCUUAUGGUCAUGAAUUUGUCCAAUGAAGAGGAACUGACCAAGUAAGUGUGUUUGUUAACUGACAUAGGAAUUCAGUUUUUUAACUUAUCAAGUAAGUAAGUGUGUUUCUUUACUGAUACAUGAAUUCAAUUGUUUGUGGUGUUAACUGACUGGCUUUUUCUAAAUGGCAUACAAAUUGGAGCAUGUGAAUUCUUUGUUAAUUUACGGUUGUUGUGGCAGUGGAAGGAGGUGGGGAAGUCUGGAUCCCUGGUAUAAUGGCUUUAGCUACUCUUGUUAAAUAAUUUUUAUAUUUUAUUUUAUAGCCAUAUUUGAUCUCUUCUUGAUUUUUUAAAAUUAGUUCAUUCCUUAAAUUCCUAACAACUCCUCUCUAUUUAUAAUUUAAAUUAAAUUAAAUUAAUUACAACAGUGCCAUUUUUUUUGUUGAAUCUCUUUGUUAUUAUGCUUUAAAUAAUGACUCAGACAAUGUCAAUUCUUCACCCCAGACUGUGUGACGUCGUAAUACCGAGACUAAUUUAUUACUUAGUUUAGGAAGUGCUGAUUUUUUUAAAUGUUCAAAUUGUUUGACAUUUAGAGCAACCGAUACCUUGGACAAUUGUGUCUCACCGAUCCUUGAAAGAACGAGUGGUGAGCAAGUGACCCUGCCCAUAGAAGGCGUUUCUGCGUUCAAUGGAGGCAAAGUGCUCUUUGCCCAAGUGAAACAAUCCAGUGGGUUGGACUACUUGCAAUUUAUGGCCGGUACAACUUUUAUGCAGUUGAUAGCUUUUUAUAACAAUAACAAGUUAAUUGUCCAUUGGUGGGAGUGCUAUAAUUGUAACAGUUAUUUACCCAUUUGGGUCAGUGCUAUAACAGCAACAAGUUAUUUAUGAAUAGCACAUAUAACAUGCCUGACCCAUCACAUGCCUGACUAAAAAUCACUGGACAAUUUGACUUUCAGGACUUAGCUAGAUAACUAGACUUAUUUUGACCCAACUUUUUCGUGUUUUCUUUGUUGCAUUAUUUAUCUUUUAUUCUUCCUUCAAAUUUUCCUUAAGCAUAACUCAUUGUUUGUGUGUGUUUAUUGCAUUAUCUCUCGAUCAUCAUUUAUGUUAGCAUUAGACAUUUAAAAAAAAUAUAAUCUAUUACCAAUUAAUGUUAGUUAUUACCAUUAAUGUAAGCUAUUACCAAAGCUUCAAUUUUUUUUUAACUGUCCUAAAUUUUGAUCUAUUUAGAAUUUUCUUCUAUUGAAAAUAUUGGAGAAUUUGAAAAAAAGUCUUUCUUACAACUACCGGAAUGCCCCUAAAUUGUUCUAUGUAACACACAAUCAAUAAUGUCUUUUUAUCUGAUAAAUAUAUAUGAUUUGGUAGAUGAAGUUGACAGACAGAUGGAAGAGAAUGGAAUAUCCUCCACAGAUAUCCCCAAACGACCCUUCCAACCUCACAUGACUUUACUCAAGUUUGGUCAGAAAAGAGAUUUAUAUAAAAAAGGUGCAUCUUUGAAGCUCUGUAGCAAAUUUUAUUUUAUUUUUUAAGGUCCCUCAAAUUUUCUCUGUUAUAAUUGUAGGCAAAUGAUAAAAAAGAUAUCUAACUAGAAACUAAAAAGAUAUCUUACUAGAAACUAAUUAUGAAACAAAUUAUGAAACAAGUAUUAUAGAUUUAUUAACUAAGGGAAUGAGUAUUGUAAUUUAAAUACCGAGGAGAGGAAAAAAAUUAAAUUGAGCUGAUAUGCUUGUAUAAAUUAAAUUUAUUACACCAUUUAUUAAAUAGCUAUAGAAAAAAAAGAAGAGAAAAACCUUGAUAUUCUAAACAAGUUACAUAUUAGGUUUGCAAAAAGCUUAUGGAACUUCCACCUACUUUAGGUUCCAUUUAUUUAACUCAACUAUUUCAUGCUCUAUAAAUCAACUAAAUAAUUCGAUGACUUGUACUAAAUAAGAUUGCAGUUUAACUAAGCAUCUUCAAAUUGGAUGUAUAAUUUUUAUCAAAUAGGUUAAGAUAUUUAUCAAAUGAAAUAAAGAUUAUUCUGUCCAAAUAAUGAUGACUACUUUUUGUGUGCACCAUUACAAAAUGUUAUACUUUCUCUCCAAACAAAAGGUGUCAGAAAGGUUUCAUCAGAUCAGUAUGAACCAUUUGUAAACCAGGUAUUUGGGUCACAGGUCAUCACCAGCCUGCAGCUCUGCUGCAUGGACAAGCGUCGAGAAGAUGGCUAUUAUUUUGUCAACCACGAGGUGCCUCUGAAAGUGAUGCAGGAUGGCUAAGAGACUUGUGCCCAGAGGCUUUUUCUCAAUUCAUGAACAACUUUACAGAGCAUGUGUCCAUACAAGUGAAAUUGUAAUGUGAUACUGAGUGUUAAAAUUUAUUUUAGAACCUGGGCCAUUCCUCCUCCCCCAACUAUCACCUUGCUAAUGUCAGGGAGUGUUAACAUGGGUUUGUGCUGUUUAUUUUUUAACAUUUGUAUUGAAAAUAAAAAACUACCUUGACCUACUCACUAAAGGGUGGUGGUCUUGAAGUAAAAUAUUUUUAAGAAUGAUGGGUGAUUAUACCUGUGCAAUUCAAGUAACUGGAAUGCACUAAUUCACCAAUUAUAAUUAAUGAAAUCUGAAUUAAACAAAGAUUUCAUGGGCUCAUUUUUCACUAGACUCAGUGUGUCAGUGAUGCAAUAGUUAUUACAUUUACCUUGCUCACUAAUCAAAGUCUGAUUCUGGGGAUGAAAAAUUAAACCCUUUAUUCAGUUCUCAGUUUCAAUGGUCAUUAUUCUCAAGUUUAUUAAUUUUUAAAUUUGUCUAAUGACAAAAAUACAGAUAACCUAUGAGCCCCCCCAAAAAAGUUACAAAGCUAUUUCUUGUGUGAUAAAAUAAAAAUUUGUUGUGAUUUGAAAAUUCUUUGUGUUUUUUGUAUUUAAUUCAAAAUUUAAGUGUUCUAUAGAUUGAAUUCAAUGUUAUCACAAGAAAUUUCAAUCUUUCUAUAUAAUGUGUUAUCGGGACUAACUUUAAGGAUAACAAUACUGUAUAAAUCACUGUGCUAAAUUUUUUUAACUUGUAGGAGCUGUCAUCUCAUGUUUAAGACUUGUAAAUGUAAAUAAUCCAUUCCUUAAGUAUGUAAACUUUGUGCCUUACAUUUCUUAAAGUUUAAACUUAAACAAAAUACUACUGUGUUGUUCGUAGCAUUUUGAAGUAUUGUAAUAGUAUCCAGAAGCUAACCAAAAUACUCACUACAGUGUUUUGCUUAGCAUUUUGAAAUAUUGUAGUAGUACCCACUUUUUCUGGUCAACUUGACUGGUAAUUCAGUAAUUAGUUAUUUAAAUAUCUGUAAUUGAAUGACCUCAUCAACAUAUUUUAAUUUUAUUUAAAUAAUUUUAAGCUUGGUGUCUUAAUUCAAUUAAAAAAACAAACAAAACUAAGACUUGUUGGGAGAUCUGUGUAAUCUAACUGAUUAUUUAAAACCACACAGCAUUAAUUUAAAGGAAUUAUUUUAUUGUGAUGACCUUUCUCUGGAUAUAGAAAAUCAUUGAAUGUAGGCCCAGCUUAGACAUACAACUAGUAAAUAAAUAGUGGGACAAGAUACUGGUAUAUUUAUGCUUGGGGAAAAAAAAAGACAGGACAAAUACACACAAUUUUUGGCUAAAUGCUUUUUUCAGCAGACAAGACAAAACAAGAAGUAAUGAAUAGGAAAUAAAACAUAGAAAUUGGUUUUCGUCUGAGAGAACCACAUUGAGAUCAGAAUAUUCCAGCACGUAAGUUUUAAAUUUCUGCUUUUUUAUACUUUACACUUCUUGAACCCAGUCUCUCAUAUAUUUUUCUUGAGGCAUACAAGAAAGUACUUUUAAAUUUAAUAAAAUAAGACAUUCAAGAUGAAACAUAAUCAUAAAAACGUGAAAUAUUUCUUGACCACUUUUUAAACUACAUUUUGCCUACAAUAUUUGUGGCUUAUGUGAUGUGAUGUUUAUAAUAAUUUUUUUUAUAAACGUGUUCUGGAAUUAAUAAUUAAUGUACUGUAAAAACUGUAAGUUUAUUUCCAAAUAAAAUGUUCUGUGAAAACAUAA
Lymnaea stagnalis (great pond snail) is the source of this 8592-nucleotide messenger RNA. NCBI's taxonomy places the organism in Eukaryota, Metazoa, Mollusca, Gastropoda, Lymnaeidae. The record is from the annotation of a GenBank genome assembly.